CCUAGCUCCUGAGUCGCCCCCGCGUUUGGCCCGCAUGAAACCGCCUCGCGCAUUGUCUUCGUUAAAUACUACUCAACUAUCCAAUUCGGGCAGUGCCUACCUCGACAUUAUCCUUACUGUGGUUCUCCAAGCUAUCACAAGAUCCUAUAUGAACUCGAGGCUUGUUUGUCGAACUCUCACCUUUUCUACCAGCCGUAUCCCCCCAAACCCCGCACGAGUCUCACAACACCAUAUCAAAAGCAUAUCCAGACCCUUUACUCAGAUCCCUACCGUCAAGAUGGCCAACCGUGUGCACCGAAUCACUAUGUUCAAGCUGCCUAGCAAGGACGAGCAGGCCAAGCUUCUGGACCAGUACCAUAAGCUCAAUGCCUCUCAGCAAAAGGACGGCAAGCCCUAUAUCCUCUCCAUGGUUGUUGGUGCCGCCGAUGAGGAUGCUCGGUCUCAGGGAUACACCUUUGUCUCCAAGACCGAGUUCGCUAGCAUGGAGGACAUGAAGUAUUAUGACGAGGGUUGCCAGGCUCACCAAGCGCUCAAGGACUUUGUCAAGGGCUCGCUUAACCCUCAGGGGGUUAUGACCGUCUACUUCAAACCCCAGGCUGUCGGUGGUGCUGAUCACAGUUCCUGAGCAGGGAACCACGAAAUAAAUCGAACAGCUAAUUCACCUUCAUACAUCAAUGCUUUGAGGAGUUCCGCAAACUGGUAUAUUUAUGUCCCUAACAAUAUUCUCCCG
Fusarium verticillioides 7600 is the source of this 730-nucleotide messenger RNA. RefSeq lists its product as hypothetical. The transcript has 2 exons. The coding region runs from base 35 to 625 and encodes 196 amino acids. Lineage: Eukaryota; Fungi; Ascomycota; Sordariomycetes; Hypocreales; Nectriaceae. The record is from RefSeq and is a predicted model, not a curated record.